This is a messenger RNA of Guyanagaster necrorhizus, 1689 nucleotides long. RefSeq names its product HAD-like protein. The transcript is spliced from 4 exons. Lineage: Eukaryota; Fungi; Basidiomycota; Agaricomycetes; Agaricales; Physalacriaceae. Bases 1 to 1587 code for a protein of 528 amino acids. The record is from RefSeq and is a predicted model, not a curated record.
AUGCAUUCCUUCGACACCAUAAUCUUCGACAUCGGUGAUGUGCUCUUUUCGUGGUCAUCCAAGACAGAAACGAGUAUCUCGUCUAAGACCCUUCGAAAUAUCCUCUCUUCUUCGACAUGGAUGGACUACGAGCGGGGCAAAGUCACCGAGCAGGAUUGCUAUGACCUCGUCGGUGUAGAAUUCUCCCUUGACCCUGCCGAAGUUCGAAAGGCCUUCGACCAGGCUCGAGAUUCCCUACAGUCCGACGACGAAAUGACAUCCCUCAUUCGAGAACUGAAAGCUAAUUCUCGUGGACGUCUACGAGUUUUCGCAAUGUCCAACAUAUCCCUGCCCGACAACGACGUUCUUCGGACGAAGCCGGCAGAUUGGUCUUUAUUCGAUCGCGUUUUCACGUCCGGAGCUGCUGGAGAACGUAAACCCCACCUAGGUUUCUACAGACAGGUCCUUGCCGAAACUAAGGCAGAUCCUCAUUCCACUAUUUUCGUUGACGACAAGCCUGAGAACGUGUUAACAGCGCGUUCCCUAGGUUUGCACGGCAUCAUUUUCGAUGACAAGUCGCGAGUGAUGAGGGCUCUUAGAAACCUACUUGGUGACCCUGUGUCACGCGGACGAGAGUAUCUGUCUAACAACGCCAAACGAUUGGAGUCGAAGACAGAUGGAGGUAUCGUCCUGGAAGAGAACUUCGCGCAACUCCUCAUUCUAGAGGCCACCGAUGAUCGCUCCCUAGUUAGUUUUGUCGAGUAUCCACGGCUAUGGAAUUUCUUCCAAGGGGAAGGACAACUUACCACCAAAGACUUCCCCUGUGACCUCGAUACAACAUCUCUCGGUCUUACGGUGUUAAAACAUGACCGAGAGCUCGUAGAGUCAAUAAUUGACGAGACGGUCGAAUAUGUGGAUUCGGAUGGAAUCAUUCAGACAUACUAUGAUCAUUCCCGGCCACGUUUCGAUCCAAUCGUCUGUGUCAACGUGCUUAGCUUGUUUUACUCGUAUGGUCGAGGCGCGCACCUGAAGCGGACCCUUGCCUGGGUACGCGAGGUGCUGUUAAAUCGGGCGUACCUCGAUGGCACUCGGUACUACGCCACCGCAGAGUGCUUCCUAUAUUUUGUGGGGCGUCUUCUACAGAGAUCUGGAGACGCUGAUUUGCAUGUGCUUCUGAAGCCUUUACUGAAGGAGCGGAUACGGGAGCGAAUCGGCGUCCAGGGCGACGCGCUGGCACUGGCGAUGCGCAUCCUAGUAUGCGAUUAUGUUGGAAUCAGGGACGAAGUGGACCUUCGUACCUUGCUUCCCCUCCAAUGCGAAGAUGGAGGUUGGGAAAUUGGCUGGAUGUACAAAUAUGGGUCGUCGGGAAUCUGCAUAGGUAACCGCGGUCUUACAACUGCCUUGGCUAUCAAGGCUAUCGAGUGUAUCGUUUCUCCUCCCCCUUCACCCACUCCCACUCUGGUGGAAACCGCUCUCCCGACGAAAGCUCGUUCAAAGAGCAAACACCGUCGGAACAGUUCCCUGAAGGACUCCUUUUCUUGGUUAGUGAAUGGAGGAAGGUUGCGAAGCCUAUCCGCUGCAGCUGUGACUGUGCAGGUUGGAUGUUAGCAUCUCAAUUAUAUAAUAAUUGUGGGACUUGCCUAUGUUACGAUGUAUAUAGCUCACCUUUGCAAUAACGUAGUGGAGAUGGAUGCAACAACGUACGUGUAG